GCAUCAGCGCCCUCCAGUCGACGGCGCCACAGCCGAAAUCAUGCCAGAUCCAAGCGCCCGCGGCGGCGCGCCAGCAGACGCGCCCGCCGCCUCCGCCACAAGCGACGACAGUGUUGACAGACAUGCGCGCCAAGGUCCACCCCCGGCCCGGAGCCCCGACCAGCAGCCGCGCGCCCAGAGGGCGAGCGGAUCUCGCGAUAGCGACUCCGCCCCCGCUUCACCACGCAGCGAUAGCCCCGAGCCCGAGGCCGCCACUCCAAUUGGCGGCCACGACGACCACGACGGUCACGAUUACGGGCACGACGACGGCCAGGUCAGGCUUCUGCAGAGCGACGACGGCCCGGUCCAGCAGGACGAGGACAUGUCAACAUGGACGGGUAGGACCGCCAUCAAGGGCGGCUCCGAGACGGUGCGCAUGGCCCUGCUGACGUGCAGCCAUGUCGGAGUUUCCUUCACGUGGGGGGUCGAGAUGACGUAUUGCACCCCGUAUCUGCUAUCUCUAGGCCUGACCAAGGGGCAGACCUCGAUGGUUUGGCUCGCAGGCCCCUUGUCCGGCCUUAUCGUCCAGCCCAUUGUGGGCGUGGUGUCUGAUGGUUCAAGGUCGCAAUGGGGCAGGCGUCGACCUUUUAUCGCCGUCUGCUCCGUCAUCGUCGCAUUGGGUCUGUUGACUCUAGGCUUUACUAGGGAGAUCGUAGCCAUAUUCAUCUACGUGCCGCCGCCCUCGCCACCCACCGACGCUGCCGCCGCCGCCGCCGCCGCUGCCGCUGCCGCGUCAGGAGGCGGCCCGGGGCGCUUCUUGACCAUGGCACUGGCUGUAUUGGCCCUAUACGUGACAGAUUUCGCCAUCAACGCCGUCAUGUCCUGCUCACGCUCCCUGAUGGUCGACACCCUGCCCAUGCAAAAACAACAGUCUGGCGCUGCCUGGCACGGACGCAUGGGCUCCAUCGGGCAUAUCAUGGGCUAUGGCGCCGGCGCUAUCGACCUAGUUGGCAUGCUGGGCUCGUGGCUCGGGGACACUCAGUUCAAAAAGCUCACCGUGAUCGCCGCCGCCGCCAUCCUCGUGACGUCGGGACUCACCUGCUGGGCCGUGUCGGAGCGCGUGCUCGUAUCGCCAGCGCCCGGUCCCCGCGAAUCGGGCUCGCCCCAACGCUUCAAGGUCUUUAGGCAAAUCUGGAGCACCCUCCUUACCCUUCCUCCUAGGAUCCGUGGUAUCUGCUGGGCCGUCUUCUGGUCCUGGAUUGGCUGGUAUCCCUUCCUGAUAUACAGCAGCACGUGGGUCGGAGAAACGUACUUCCGCUACGACGUGCCCGCGGAUGCAAAGCAGUCCAAGGACGCCCUCGGCGAUAUGGGCCGCAUAGGCAGCUCCGCCCUCGCCGUAUACUCGUUCAUCACAGUCCUAGGCGCGUGGAUCCUGCCGCUCCUAGUGCGGAGCCCGGACGACAGCGACACCAGCAUCCCGGACCCGACCCUGCCCGGCACCUCCUCGCAGCAGGAGCAGGGCCCCCUCGCCAUCCUGCACCGCCGCUACCCCACCCUCGCCCACCUCCUGGCCCGCUUCAGCAGCUCCAGGCCCGACCUGCUGAGCGUCUGGAUCUGCGCGCAUCUGAUGUUUGCCGCCUCCAUGUCGCUGGCCCCGUUUGCUUCCUCGUUCCGCUUCGCCACGGCCCUGGUCGCAUUGUGUGGAAUCCCCUGGACCAUCUCGAUGUGGGCACCUACCGCGCUCCUGGGCGUCGAAGUCAACCGCCUUAGCGAUGGCGGCAGCGGCAGCGGCGCGAGCUAUCGUAGACUCAGCACGUCGUCACUCGAGUUUGCCGAGCUGCCGGCUAGGUCCGGUUCCGACGAUUCUGCUGCCGCUACGGCAUCUCCUGGUGCUGGGGCAGGUGGCGGCGGCGGCGGCGGCGGCGAGCUUAGCGGCAUCUACUUUGGCAUUUUGAACAUCUACGUCACGCUCCCGCAGUUUGCGAGCACCCUCAUCAGCACCCUCGUCUUCGCCGUGCUCGAGCCCGGCAAGAGCCCGGAACUGUCGGGCUCGCACCCGUCGGAGCACAACCCGACCGACGGCACCAACGCCAUCGCCAUAUGCCUGUUCAUUGGCGCCAUAGCCGCUGUCGGCGCCGCCCAUGCCACCAGGAAGCUCAGAUAUCUGUAGACAAGGAGGGAAAAAAACAAGACAUUGCUUUGCCCAGUACUGUCGCGAAGCAUAUCAUCAAUCCCUCUAUCUGAUGUGGUCCCUCUAUAUAUGGUCCGUCCUCGCUUUUGCUUGCUUUGCCCUUGUUACUUCUUUUCGCUCUAUAUUUACUACGCCAAGUUAUUCCUUUGCAUAGCAUGGCGUUUAGCCCAUAAAUACAUAAUGUCAUUAGAAUCCAUACUCAUUAUAAAUACCUGCAUAUUCUCCAGCUAGCCGUCUCUUGAUCAUUUAAUG
Molecule: messenger RNA, 2422 nt
Organism: Gaeumannomyces tritici R3-111a-1
Lineage: Eukaryota; Fungi; Ascomycota; Sordariomycetes; Magnaporthales; Magnaporthaceae
Product: general alpha-glucoside permease
Exons: 4
Coding region: 41-2149 (702 amino acids)
Cellular component (GO): membrane
Molecular function (GO): sucrose:proton symporter activity
Source: RefSeq, a predicted model, not a curated record